UACACUUAAUAAUACAAAAAGAAUGCGUGGCUCAUGGCACACAUGUAGACUCCACACUCGCUACAUUAUUAAUCAGAAAAAUAAUUAAUAUAACCAAACCAAAACAUUUAAUUUUCCCCAAUUAAACAUGGCGACGGCGGCGAGCCACCGUGAUUACUGCUACAGAGAAGUGGUGCCGUUCGCCGCCAUGGUGAGCCUGCAAUGCAUCAACGUCGGUCUGAACACGCUCUUCAAGGUCGCCGCCAACGCCGGCAUGAGCCGCCACGCCUUCCUCGUCUACGCCUACGCCGUCGCCGCCUUGAUCCUCCUCCCCGCCCCUUUCUUCUCCCGCCGAUCAGGAGCCCUCCCGUCGUUGAAUUCGUCGAUUCUGGUCAAGUUUUUUCUGCUGGGAGUGGUGGGGUAUGGAUCGCAGUUAAUGGGAUUCACAGGUAUUAAUUACGGCUCUCCCACGCUUGCUUCCGCCAUCAGCAACCUCUCUCCCGCCUUCACUUUCCUGCUCGCCAUCAUCUUCAGGAUGGAAAAGCUAACGUUAUCGAGCUCGAGAAGUUGGGCCAAAGUGGUUGGCGCCGUGGUCUCGAUAUCAGGAGCAUUUGUAGUAACAUUUUACAAAGGUUCAAGCAUCAUCAAUGCUCCUCUUUCCUCUCCACUUUCACUAAUACCCAGCUCGACUCGACUCGAUUGGAUCCUUGGUAGUCUAUUUCUCACGCUCGAAUAUAUCCUCUCUCCCAUAUGGUGCAUUUUUUUGACACACAUUAUGAAAGAAUACCCUUCGGGAUUGAGCAUAAUGUUCUUCUACACAUCUAGCGUGAGCGUUCUAGCUGCAGUUGUGGGGUUUUUUCUCGAACCCGACUCUACUAAAUGGAUAAUCAAACCUAAUAUUGCGUUGGUCUCUAUCAUAUGUUCGGGAGUUUUGAACGGUUGCAUAAGCAACACGGUUGAUUCUUGGCUCUUGCACUUGAGGGGCCCAGUCUACGUGGCAAUGUUUAAGCCCCUUCAGAUCGCCAUAGCUGCAGCCAUGGGAGUAAUCAUCCUAGGCGACACUCUAUAUCUUGGAAGUAUCAUUGGAGCAACAAUAAUAGUAAGUGGUUUCUACACAGUGAUGUGGGGCAAAGCGAAAGAAGAGUUGGGUGAAUUUGUGAUUGAAACUGCAGACCAAAAUCAUCCAUUUCUACAAAAUUACAAAAUCUAGGACGUGUAGAAGAAGUUGUAUAUUGAAUGUGCAUGUGACGAAGGAGGGGAAACAAUUCAACAAAUUUAAGAUUUAUCCUCAAACUCUAUCAUCAAUUAUUCAAAUAAGAGUUUCUAUCAA
Molecule: messenger RNA, 1309 nt
Organism: Salvia miltiorrhiza (redroot sage)
Lineage: Eukaryota; Viridiplantae; Streptophyta; Magnoliopsida; Lamiales; Lamiaceae
Product: WAT1-related protein At3g28050-like
Exons: 7
Coding region: 128-1189 (353 amino acids)
Cellular component (GO): plasma membrane
Molecular function (GO): transmembrane transporter activity
Source: RefSeq, a predicted model, not a curated record